Bactrocera tryoni is the source of this 6022-nucleotide messenger RNA. It is a transcript of the gene bma, whose product is annotated as SCY1-like protein 2. The record is from RefSeq and is a predicted model, not a curated record. Lineage: Eukaryota; Metazoa; Arthropoda; Insecta; Diptera; Tephritidae. The transcript is spliced from 19 exons. Gene Ontology annotation, molecular function: ATP binding; protein kinase activity. Bases 731 to 3331 code for a protein of 866 amino acids. Gene Ontology annotation, biological process: protein phosphorylation.
CUUCUCGCGUUACGAUAGUCUUGAGGAGCUGCAGCAGCGUACGAGCAGAAGUGGAAGCGCAAUCGGGAUAUUGCCAGUGGUCGCGGCACAGGGUCCACAAGGAUCGCGUGGCAGUAUAGCAGUUGGAGCUGGGGUUGGCGCGGCAGGAUUAUAUGCGUCUGCGGGUGCACGUUUACCAGUAGCCGUCGGUGUUAGCGGCAAUAGUGGAAGCGGCAGCGGUGUUGGUGUGCGCGGUUCGAGCGGUUCGCGCAGUGGUAGCAUAGCACCUGGAUUAGAUGGUCAUCGUGCAGUGCUGAGUACCAGUGGAACAGGCGUGGUAUCGCCGGCUGGUCAACAGUUAAGCAGGAGCAGUGUGAAUGGCUAUUCAACGGCAGCUGCAGCGGUUGGUAUUGGUGGUGGUGUUGGCAUCGGAGGUGGCGGUGGAGCGAGCGGAGGCAGCGGUUCACAAUUUAUAGGUAGCACUACAACGACGACACGAGGGCGUCUCUCAAUCAGUUCACCAUCUGGCGCUGGCGCAAGCGCAUCUGCAGCGGCGAUACAAGGCGGUGUAGCGACAGCGAAUGAAUUCUUAUUAAUAGGCGGUGCUGGUGGUGCAGGCGUUGGUCAAGGAAGUAGCGGUGUUGGUGCUGCCGCAGGUAGCGGAAGUCCCGGGACUGGCGGUGUUGCUGGAGCAGGUAUUCCUAAACGCCAAGGAAGCUUUUCGAAUGUUUUCUCGAAAUUAAUCGACGGAAUGCCCGCCGGUACAAUGUUCUCUAAAUUCAAGAGUGCCAAUAUGGCACCCACGUCCUUACAAAGUAUCACAGAUACAAAUCCUAUCAGUCAGUACUUCGAGAUCGGCAAACAAGUGGCCAGUUCAGGCCCGGAAUUGGUGUGGCGGAUACACGAGGGCUACCGCAAAAGUGAUGGCAGGGAAUGUUCUAUAUUUGUUUUCGAGAAGAAAAUUGCAGAAAAGCUUCAUAAACCACGCCGUAAAGAGACAGUAACGGAACUACUGAGGAACUCUGUAAAGACAAUGGAGCGUUUUCGUCACCCCAAAAUUCUACAAGUUAUUCACACCGUGGAAGAAUCGUCAGAUACUUUGGCUUUCGCUUCUGAACCCAUCUUUGCUAGUCUCUCUAACAUUUUGGCGUUUCAUGAAUCGAAAACUUAUGAAAAUGUGGCCAUGCCUUCGAACAGUGGAGCGACGGGCACGCAGAACAGUCAACAGCAGAACACAGCAGGGCCCCAGCGGCCAGCUCAUGCGAAGGAGUAUAACUUUUUGGAUAUCGAAUUGAAAUACGGCUUUCUGCAACUGGUGGAAGCAUUAUCCUUUUUACACUACUCGGGCCACGUGAUUCAUCGAAAUGUGUGUCCUUCAUCUAUAUUAGUAACCAAGCGGGGUACGUGGAAAUUGGCUGGCCUAGAGUUUAUUGAAAGAAUGAAUGAGACUGAUGUAAAUGAGUUAGUUCCUUGCCCGCCUUGGAGUAACAAGGUUUCAAAAAUGGCUCAACCUAAUCUGGAUUUCAUGGCUCCCGAGACUCAAUUAACUUCGAAGGGCAGCCUACUUAGUGACAUGUUCUCGUUGGGUUUGGUAAUAUGUGCGGUUUUCAACAGCGGACGGCCAAUCAUCCAAGCCGGUAAUAUAGUUUCGAGUUAUAUGAAGCAAUUGGAGAUGCUGGAGGAGACUGUGCAGAAAAUGUUGCCGCGGGUGCCGGUACCAUUGCAAGAGGCUACCUCUCGUUUGGUUAGUCGAGAUCCCACCGCUCGACCGCCUGCGCAACUCUUGCAAUUGAUUAAAUACUUUAGUGAUCCCGGUGUAAAUGCGCUCAAGUUCUUAGAUGUGGUCAACAUGAAGGACACAUCGCAGAAAUCUCACUUCUACAAAAACACGCUAAUGGAAGCGAUGCCGCUGAUACCGAGAAAAUUGUGGUGGCAAAAUGUGUGGCCAAUGCUGCAGGCCGAAAUCAGCAAUGGCGAAGUACUGGCAGCGGUUUUGCAGCCCGUCAUCAAACUCAUACAGGAGGCAUCACCGGGUGAAUAUGAGUCGAUUAUGGCGCCAACGAUGAAGGUAAUUUUCGGCUCGCCCAAGUCCAUACAAGCCACAGUGACCUUGUUGGAAAAUUUACACCUUAUUAUAGAGAAGACCGCUCCGGGCGAUGUCACCACCGACAUUAUACCAAUGCUGUUUUUUGCUUUCGAAAGCUCAACGAUACAGGUGCAGAGCGCUGCUGUUGUGGCAGUUACAAAUGUUUUCGACAAUAUCGAAGAUGUUUCGAUCAGACGCAUGGUGAUUCCAAAGGUGAAAUCUGUGUUCGAAAAGAAUCUAGCGGAUCCGAAAAUUGUGCAAAACGUACUUAUCUGCAUAGAGGGGCUCAUGGACAAACUGGAGCGUGCUCAGGUUAUGGAAGAGGUGCUGCAGCUGCUAGGCGAUGUCCGUAUACCGGAACCGGAUAUAGUGAUGCGUACAGUGCAUAUAUAUCAUAAAAUGGUUGUCGAUAAGACAUAUGGUCUGACGGUGGAGACAAUGGCUACGCAUGUGCUUCCACUAUUGAUACCACACACCGUUAAUCCGGGUCUGAACCUCGAACAAUACUGUAUGCUGGUAGAGGUGCUGCAAGAGAUGCUCGAACAAAUUGACCGUCAGCAACGUAAUAAAUUGAAACUGGACAAUCUGUCAAUACCAUCACCGGAGCGCCAUCGUCCGCUGCGGCAUCAAUUCUCAUCGGAUAACAUGAAUGCCCCUCCAUUCAAUAUACCCAAUUUGCGUAUCGAUCAGCGGAAAACAUCCAGUGCAGAGGAUAUGGCACGCAAGAAUUCCGGAGGUUCAGGCAUGCUGGGCGGCUGGUGGUUCGGCUGUUCGCCGUCAUCGCCCGAUAGUAAUUUCCUGCGCGUGGCUAAUGCAUUCCCCAACCGACGGCUGUCGGACAACACCUUGAUGACGCCGAAAAUACGCAUUGCACCAUCGUGCGCCUCCUCGCCAGGUGGCACGCCGGGCAGCGGGCUGCCAACACGCCGACACUCGAGCAUCGGACCACAGGAACGACGCGGCUCGACAAUCAAUCUGUCGCCGCCUACUACGUAUGGUUUUGGUGCACGCGGUAGCUCUGGAUCGAGUUUGUCGGUACCCUCCUCGUCGGCCUAUGUUAAAUCUCCUUUAUUAUCCUCCAACAAACAGGGUGGAUCAAUGCCGAACACCUCAAGCAGUGUGCCAUUUUUACUAUCGUCCAGUAUGCAAUCGAUACGAUCCAGACGUACCUCAACUGUGCUCUCAUCGGGACCGCUGGGAUCUGGCUCUGGCCUACUACAGCAACUCGGCAGCGGAAUGUACCAGCUUUUCUCCGGUCGAACUUAAGCAAAUUUUUUUACAAGUCACAGCUAUCGCAAUCAUUUUUAACUCACCUAGCAUUCGUUUAGCAAAACGCGACUUGCAACUGCAUCAAAUUACAGCGCGCCGGGCCACAAACAAACUGCGGCGAAAUGAUGUAUCUCUGAGCAUGUGUACAUUUUUAGAGAAAGCAACUGGGCAAUGGGAACGCGUUAAAGUAACCGCGCAAUAUUACCAGCAGUUUUAAAUAUUCGUCAUACUCACACCAGCUUAACACUCACACAUUAUAUUUUACACAGCUAUUUAUUUCAAUCACUUUUCAACACAUAUACAACUGUAGGUUCAUCCGAAAUAAGUUCGCACAGUGUCUAACACGAACGAAUCACUUAAAUAAGAAAUGCAAUAAUAAAUUUACACUCAUAUUUUCGAAAUAUGAAACAGCCUGUAUGCUGUAAAACACCCGUACACCUCCCCUAAAUGCAAAUGCAAUCAUUUUAGAAACAAACAUUACUUAGUAGUUGAUAGCAACGAGUAGCAUACUCGUAUACUCUCGGUAGAGUCUGGAAAUCUGGAAAUACGAUUGAAUUUAGAAACUCCUAUUUAUUCUUAUACUAUUACCCGACAUUUCCAGCAUUUUUAGCAUCUUAGCGUCUUUAGAAAACAAUCACAGCCAACUAUGGCAUAUGGUAUUUAUGUAUUUAAGAUGUUGAUGUUCACAUAAAGGAAUCUCGAUGUUUUAGUAGCGCCAAGUGUUGUAGGUGAAACGGAAAAAAGUUCCAUUAACACUUUGCACACACAUAUAAGAUAUAUGUAUGUGUGUUGUAGGUGUAUCAGUAGCUAUACGUAGUGUUUACCUCAGUCGAUAGUGACACGAGUCUCACACAAAAAAAAAUCAUCCUCAAAUCUUUGCUGUUUACUUCUACACUAUGCUAGCGGCCGGUUAACUGUAAUUUUGUUUGACUAACUUGUAACUAAAUAAUGCAACUUUCGAAUUUAUUUGGAAAAAGCAGAGAAUUUCGACAGACUUCCCACAAAUGUGUUUAACAUUCUUUGGCGUGCUAGCUACAACACAUUAAACUUAGGAUAAACCUGUUAGAAUUGAAAUGAAACUAUAUUCAUGAUUUUACAACUUAGAACAAGUAUUUCAGUAAUAUAUGUAAGUGUUUAGAUGCUAACGGUUUAUUAUUUGUAUGAGAAAAAAGAAACAAAUAAUUAACGGAACAGCAGUUCGCAGUAACGUCAUCAAAAACACCACAACUACUACUACUGAGCUAAAGGUUGUUAAUCCUCCGUAAAGGGCAGGUCCCUACCCAAACAUGGAUGCAGUUAGUUAUAAAUGAAAUCCCGUUUAAUACAUAUAUGGCUUGCUUUAUGUGUGAAUGUUUGUGUCAGGUGCCGUUUACGGUACUUAAAAACAGAUGCAAUAAUACAGAGACGAUUUGUUGAAUGUACUCACUUCUUAAAUAGAAUUAGUAUACAACAACAAAAAUGCACACUAUGCGUAAAGAAACCUUCAAGAAGAAUGCAACAAAUACAAAAAGGUAUAAAAAUGUUAUGAAAUAUUCAAUUUGCUAGAAACAGCAAAAGAGAGAGGAUUUAUUGACAUUGUUAAAAUAGCGAAAUGUUAUUGCUGUUAGGGAAUGCAAAUAGAAGGAAAAUAAAUUACAUAUAACGAUUGUUGGGAUUUUUCGCGGACGCCGUGCGGUGAUCGUAACACAAAACUGUAUUUAAUAUUAGAUAUUAUAUAAAUCGUAUUCAUAUACGGAUACUCUGUCAAUUUUACAGCACUCAAAUGAAAUGUCCAAAGAAUAAGAAUAAGAAAACAUACUCUAAAUAUACAUACAUAUAUACAUACAUACAACUAAUGAGAACUGUAUUUCCAAAGUUAUAAGAAAUAAAUGAACGUUUGAGAAUAACAUUUAUAUUUUAUGGAUUGUUCAAGAGUGUAUACACAUUAUUAGAUAAAUAUAUAUAUAUAGUUACUUCUUAUCAAAGUACCUAAUUAUUACGUUAUUAUAUGUAUAUCUAUUUGUACAAUUCGUGUAUCUAAAAGACAAUCAAUAUAUUUCCACGUAUAAGGCGAAAAAACAUGUAACGUAACUUAAACAAUAUGCUAAGCUCAAUGUGGAAACGACCAACUGUAUUUUCAAAUUUCGAAUAACAAGUGCUGCUACAUUCUUCACUUCAGAAAUACAUAGAAACUUUCAAUACUUUAGUUGAACUCAUACGCGAAUGCUUGAACCGUUUCCACAUUGAACUAAGUAGAUACUCUAUAAAUUUUAGUAUAUACCUGCCUAUAUGAAUACACUAAUACUUCGUAUUAUAGAAAAUCUCUCAAAAGUCCAUUUUUACUCUAAAACGCGUCAGACACGUAAAUUCUUUUACAGGGAUUGCCUAGCUUUUGCGUAUGCAAUCACAUCUACUGGUUGAACUUGCACAUUUAGAAUUAGAAUGCUUGUAGGUUCACACCACCGAUCCUAACAAUAUUAUAUGUGAAUCUGAUAAUCAAAAAUUAUAUAAAAACACACUUACAUACAUUUUUUUAAUAUGCUUAUGUAUGUUUUUUGAAAGUGCAAAGUCGAAAUAAUUAAUAUUUAUAUAAUAUUUUUUAUCAAAUGCAAAUUCACGAAAAUAUACAAUUUUCUUUAUAAAUCAAGCAUACGAAAUAUAAACACCCGUCUGCUCUUUUUGAUAAUCAAGUCCAAAAUAAAAAGAAAA